This is a messenger RNA of Liolophura sinensis, 1131 nucleotides long. Its product is annotated as visual system homeobox 2-like. Bases 1 to 1131 code for a protein of 376 amino acids. Gene Ontology annotation, molecular function: DNA-binding transcription factor activity, RNA polymerase II-specific; sequence-specific double-stranded DNA binding. Lineage: Eukaryota; Metazoa; Mollusca; Polyplacophora; Chitonida; Chitonidae. The record is from RefSeq and is a predicted model, not a curated record. The transcript is spliced from 5 exons. Gene Ontology annotation, cellular component: nucleus. Gene Ontology annotation, biological process: regulation of transcription by RNA polymerase II.
AUGAAUUCUCUCUUGAGCUCGGCAGCGUCGACUUUGCCAAGUCUACAUGGUACAUACAAUUCCGGAAGUCACUUGGGACCAGUCUUCUCUCAUCAAAGACCCUCGUUCGCUAUACAGGAGAUUUUGGGGCUUGCACCAUCAUGUAAGCAGACGAACGCGUCAGACCUGCACUACGACGCAGGAGCUUCGGGGGUUAUGUUUCUGCCUAGUUUUACCUCAGCUGGCCUGGCCGUCGACUCUCAGCCUCCUCUGUAUCAUCAGAGAGACUUCAGGGACAGUCAGAUCGACCCUAGGAUGGAUCCCAGCCCCCCGUCCUACUACCAUCCCUGGAGAAUGGACUUCAGCCAGGUUCCCCACCCUGGGGCUCCAACAGCUCCUACCCACAGACCGGGAAUGAGCAACAACGACACCGAUCUUUUCGGAUUUCGAUCAAGAAAUAAUAACCAAGGCAUGGAGCACGAAAUGACAUCCCCUUCUCGGCCAUCUGAUCCUUCUCACAAUAAACAGAAACUUCGAAAGAAAAGGCGACACAGGACAAUUUUUACCAGCUAUCAAUUAGAUGAACUGGAGAAAGCUUUCCAAGACGCUCAUUACCCAGACCUCUAUGCCCGGGAAGUGUUGGCUCUAAAAAUCGAUUUACCUGAGGAUCGCAUACAGGUGUGGUUUCAAAACCGAAGAGCGAAGUGGAGAAAAACCGAGAAGGAAUGGGGAAAGAGCAGCAUUAUGGCAGAGUACGGUUUAUACGGCGCCAUGGUUCGACACUCGCUCCCCCUACCGGAGACCAUCGUCAAAUCAGCGGAAAAAGGCAUAGAGAACUCGUGUGCUCCCUGGUUGUUAGGAAUGCACAAGAAGUCGAUUGAAGCAUCGAAAAAGAUGAAUGAAGAGGACAAAGAAGAGAGCGAUGAAAGUCCAGUGAAGACACCUCCCAAAGACAUCCGGUCUGAGAGCAUAGCGGCACUUCGCGCACGCGCACAGGAACACAACGCCAAAGUGAUGCAAGCAUUUCGGGAGAUCGGCGGCAAUGGAAUAUCAGCGUCAUUAGAAAUCGGUGGCAAACUCGAUGACAGUUUAAAUGACUCUACUUUCUCGGACAGUCAAUGUAGUUUUAGCGACGGUAAUUCGGAAAGAUGA